Molecule: messenger RNA, 4194 nt
Organism: Leptinotarsa decemlineata (Colorado potato beetle)
Lineage: Eukaryota; Metazoa; Arthropoda; Insecta; Coleoptera; Chrysomelidae
Gene: larp
Product: La related protein
Source: RefSeq, a predicted model, not a curated record
AUGUUCUGGUGACAGUGACCUAUGGGUUUGGGAUAAUGAAAUGUACAUUUGGAUAUAGCAUGGGUGCAUGCUACUUGUGAAGUUAAUAAAGUAUACUGUUGAUUCUCAUAAUCAAAGUUUGCAUAUAAACAAAAACCAUUUUUUUUUCUUAUAUUACGUAACGUUUUUUCGUGUUCUGACAUCCAUGUAUAGUGUUGUGAUCAAUAUCAAGUGUGUGUGUGUAUGAGUGCCAUGCUUUUAUAAACCAACAUGGUUACACUCCAUAUUGUUUCUUCACAUAUUAUUCAUUACUGAUAUUGUGAAUUACUCAUAAAAGUAGGGAAAGUUGAAAUAGUAUGGAUACACGUGUUCCUCCCACACCGAAUAAUCCCCGUUUGGAGGAUGAUGUUAAAUCAGAACCAGGGGCAUCUUAUGCACAUGCUGUUUUGAAUUUUAAGCAGUCAACAUAUAAUAAUAAAGAGAAUAUUGAAGAAAUACCGAGAGCAAAACAAUCACAAACAUCAAUGGACAAUUCAUCCCAGGUUGAACCUGAAGAAUCUAAGGCAAAUUUAGAUGAAGAAGGAACAUUCACUCCUGUGGUAAACUAUAGUAGAAAAGAAAGAAAAAAUGACAAGUUGAAAAAAAAAACAUUAACUCAAAUUGAAAAGGAUAGACAAGACAAGCAUGAAAAGAAAGAUAACCAGGUUAACAGAGAAAAGGUCAAAGAUGCUGUUCCCAAAGAAAAAGAUGUCGCAAAUACUAAAGAGACUAAUGAAGAACAAGAGGAUGUGAAGAAAGUGUUUGUAGCAGCUCCAAUUCCAAAGUUUAAUCCCUGGCAAAAGAAGCAAUUACCCCAAACUGUGCCAAAUGAUGAGUCGGCAGAAAAACGGGUGCUUCGACCAAAAAAACAAGAUGUUACCGUGAAUGGAGCGGUAGUCAUUUCGGGAGUUGUGAAAGCUACUAAAGAUAAACAAAAGUACAAUCAUAAGGUAAAGAUAGUUGUUUUCUUCAAUAUCAGGUUCAGAGUUAUGCUAAGCUUUUUAUUCACUAAGAUCAAACUGCACAUAGCAGACCUUGGCACAUUGGAAGAUGUGAGGAAACUGGCGGAGCACGAGUUUGAUCAAAUCACUUCCCAGGAAUGGCAAAAGCGUUGCCGACAUGUUGUAGAUAUAGAGCGGAAAUAUUGGGAAAAUGAAACAUUCACAGAUGCUCAAACAGAGGCUUCAGGAAAGCCUUUCAACUCUUCACAAGGCCAAUCAUCUUCAUCCUCAGCUUCAACAUCUAAAGAUAGACAACCACCACUUCACAAUGAGGAACAAGAUGACAAAAAAAAAUCUAUGAAGCAUAAAUGGGUUCCUUUGGAGAUAGAACUGAACAAAAAUAAACAUGAUAGGAAAAAGUCUGACAGAGCUAAUGAUGACCGUUCGACUGUAAGCGAAGGUGACAAGGAUUGGAGAGCAGAAAGAGAAAAAAAUAAUAGCUAUAAUCAUAAUGGAAGGCACUCAAGACCCGCACAUGGAGUUAGAAAUAGAAACGAUAGGGGCAGGGGAGGUAGACGAGGGAACAAUCGACCUGCUAAUAGAAUACCAAGCAAUCCGGACUACCAUGAUUUUACUGGCGAUUUUCUUCCUUCGAAACUAGGUGAUUCAGUAGAUGGACAAAACUUUGUGCCCUAUAUGGGUACCUAUUAUUUCAACAGUAACAAUUACGGCGGUUUGGAAGGACCCACUGUGAAAGAAUAUAUUCGCAAUCAAAUAGAAUAUUACUUUAGCGAAGAUAAUCUGAAUAGAGACUUUUUUCUGCGAAGGAAAAUGGACCCUGAAGGAUAUUUACCUGUUACACUUAUUGCUUCUUUCCAUCGAGUUCAGGCUUUGACAAAUAAUAUAGCUUUGAUUGUUGAAGCAAUAAGUUCCUCUGAUAAACUGGAAUUGACUGCAGGUUUCAAGGUACGACCAAGAAAUGAACCUUUCAAAUGGCCAAUACUCAAUGAAUGCAAAAUUCAAGAGAUCACGAAUAACAAUAACAAACUUGUGAAUGGCAAUAGAACAGCAGAUGAUAGACAGAAUGCAAAUAAGGAGAAUGACGAAAAUAAUGAUGAUGAAACCAAUUGGAGAGAAGUUAAGAGAAAAAACAAAGAAAAUAAGGUUAAAAAAGAGUUCAAGACUUACGAACGUGAGGAGCGUGAAGAACUUGAUUUUUAUUUUGAUGAAGAGUUAGAUCAGGAAGUGCCGACUGGAAGACAAAAUACAUUUUCAAAUGAAUGGCCACCUGACGAUGAUACAGAUGAGCUCAGUGAUCAUGAUGUUAAUAAACUACUAAUUGUUACACAGUCCACAACAUCGUCAAGACCUCUCAAACACGAAGGCCAUGACCGCACUGGGGAUUGGACAACACGUGUGAAAAUGUCCCAAGAAUUGGAACAAGCAAUCAAUGAUGGGCUGUACUAUUAUGAAGAAGACUUAUGGAAUGAUCAAGAUUAUGAAAAGAGUUCAUCUGGUCUCAGAUACAGAACAUUCGCCGAGGAUAUAUACAAAGAAAGAAAAUAUGUAUUGUCGCGGGACAUGACUUUCAGUCAGUGUUAUUUGGAGCACAAUUGUGACAAAAGGGCUGAUACUUCUGGACAAAAACCACAUGAAAAUACAAACAAUUCAACUACUGUACCACGUAGAAAUGCUCCUAGGUUUUACGCUGUUGUUAAAGACGAUCGGCCUGAUCCAAGUACUCCAAGAAAACGUAAGACAAGACACUCUAGUAAUCCACCUGUAGAGCAACAUGUAGGAUGGAUCAUGGAUGUAAGAGAACAUCGUUUACGCACCACUUCUACAGGGAGUAGCUAUGGAACAAGUCCAAAUGAUGCCCAUCUUGGCACAAGUUAUGGUAGUGUUCCUCAAGCCUUGCCAACAUUUCAACACCCAUCUCAUGCUUUGCUCAAGGAUAACAACUUUACACAGCAAGCCUAUCAUAAGUUUAGGCAGAAGGGUUUGAAAGAAAGGAAGAGAUUCGGUAUUGGUCAGUCAAAUGAGAUGAAUACACUUUUCCGAUUUUGGUCAUUUUUUUUGCGAGAAAACUUCAAUCGAACAAUGUACAAUGAAUUCAAAACUCUUGCUCUGGAGGAUGCAGAACAAGGUUAUCGUUAUGGCUUGGAAUGUUUAUUCCGAUUUUAUUCCUAUGGCUUAGAAGUGAAGUUUAGACCGCACCUGUAUGAGGAUUUUCAGCAAGAAACAAUAAGAGAUUAUGAAAAUGGACAGUUGUAUGGGUUGGAGAAGUUUUGGGCAUUUUUAAAAUACUAUAAACAUGGUGGUCAUUUGAAUGUUAAUCCAGCAUUGAAAAGAUAUUUGUCUAAGUUUAAGACUGUUGAAGAUUUUCGUGUUGUUGAACCUAGAAUUGAGGAAAUAUUCAAAUCUCAUCACGGGAAAGGGAAUCAAUACAAACCGACCAGACGAAAUAGGAGUUUAUCCGAGAGUCAGUCUGCUGUCCCAAGUACCUCGCGAGAUGAUCAAAGACGUCCAUCUGGGGCAUAUCAAAGAAAUGAAUAUUCACAUCCGCAGCCAGGAACAAGUGCUCCCGCUGAAACAGGUUUCAAAUAUUCUAGAUCUCGUACUCAAUCUUUUGGCUCUGGACGUAUACGUACUAAUAAUUCUCGCCCACGAUCUGAUUCGUGGAGACAAAAAGAUACCAAGUAGAGAGUUUAUUGGUGAGUAAUUGAGUAAUUCGAGCUUUGAUAUUCAUUUUUACAUCUUGAUAAUUUUGAGACCAUUAUAGAUAUAUAAAAAGUGAGGACCAAUUCUAAGAAUUCCUUUUGUAUGCCUACAGCAUCUAAUGUUGCAAAUUUAUUCUCUAAGGUGCUGGACUGUUUUGUGAAUAAUGAAAACUUUGAAUUUAUAUUCCAAACUAACACACUACUGUACCAAUUCUUCAUUCGUACUUUUUUUUUCACUUUAAUCUCUUGUUUUGAUGUUAGUAAAUAGUGAAGUGAUGUUAGUCAUCAUUUAAAUCUUAAUUAUAUAUGAGCUUAUGCUCAUUAAUUAUAUUUUAAUAAGCAUACGCUCCUGAAUAAAAAAAAUUGGUGCAUCACCAUCCAUCCUAUUAUUACUUACAUUGGUUGAUAUAUUUAAGGAGCACUACUAGUGGUUCAGUUCAGAGUAUUAAUCACUAAGAAGGUGAUGUAACAAUCCAUCCAUCAAUUAGUGCUUGUCUUUUUUUCUAAAUUCAAAA